CGUUCUCAAAUCCCUAACGCCUCCAAAUCCGCCUCCUCCCGCCCCCGAGCCUCGCCGCCGUUAAUGGGUAUUUGCAGUUCUUCGGAAUCUGCCGCUGUCGCCACUGCUAAAUUGAUCCUUCACGAUGGAAGCCUGCAGGAAUUUUCUUAUCCGGUUAAGGUUUCGUACGUUCUUCAAAACAAUCCGUCGUGUUUUAUAUGCAACUCCGACGAGAUGGAUUUCGACGAUGCUUUGUCAGCCAUUAGUGACGACGAGGAGCUUCAACUCGGACAGCUCUAUUUUGCGCUGCCGUUGAAUAGGCUGAAGCAGCCGCUUCAAGCCGAGGAAAUGGCCGCAUUGGCUGUCAAGGCCAAUUCUGCGCUAAUGAAAUGUGGCGGCGGAGACAAAUGUAGCCACCGCCGGAGAUCGGUGUCUCCGGUGGUUUUCACGGUUGAGGAACUCAAGACUCGUAAACGAGUAGCAGCCGGCCGUGGUGGCGCCGGUGGAAGAAGAAAGUUCGCGGCGAAUUUGAUGGCGAUUCCUGAAUAGGGUCAUUUUUGAAAAAUGGGAUGGGUUUGUUGUGUAAAUAACGGGAAAAUAGGGUCUUGGUGGUUUAGAUCUUUUGAUUUGUUCGUUCUUUAAAAAAAAAACAAAAACAAAAACAGGACAAUUGGACAUUUAGACCUUUUUUUAUUAUUUUAAAAGUAGCACUAGCAUAGGGCAUUCCAAAAAAGAAAAAAAAAGAUAAAUGUAGAUUAGCCCAUUCUCAUUUAUCUAUGAUGAGAUUUACAUUUUGAUGACACCUUUUGGAGGUUAUCUUACAAUUUUACUCCAUUGCUCAGACAAUAUAUCCACGAGACUCUACAACUUUGAUGUGUA
Molecule: messenger RNA, 858 nt
Organism: Benincasa hispida (wax gourd)
Lineage: Eukaryota; Viridiplantae; Streptophyta; Magnoliopsida; Cucurbitales; Cucurbitaceae
Source: RefSeq, a predicted model, not a curated record